AACAAGCACCACAAACAACACGAAUUAACAAUACAUAAUAAAACAAGUGGGAAAGUUCCAGUCGGCUAUUCUUGAUCAGCAGAUACCCUACCGAAUGUUAAAUACCCUCACUCAUUAUGAUGUGCUGAGCGUGGCUUUCUUUCAGUAUACGUUCGAAGCUAACGGAGAGAUGUCAGAAAUUCAACUUAGUGAGCUUGUUUUCGGAGAGCAAAUUGGAAGAGGCUCCUUUGGAUCCGUCUUCAAAGGCACCUAUAAUGGCGAUGUGGUUGCUAUUAAAACCGUAGAGGAGACAACUGAGAGGAAGGAUAUUGAACGCGAGGUAAUUUAUCUGGCAAUGGUCGAUCAUAGGAACAUCAUCAAAUUAAAGGGUAUAGCGACCGAAAACAUGAAAACCCACCUAAUUAUGGAAUAUGCAGAAGGCGGAUCCUUGUGGUCCCUCUUACACGAAAGCAAGACACCAUAUACACUUGCACAAGGUAUAAGCUGGUUACGUCAGGCUGCGGAGGGACUCGCUUAUCUACAUCGGCUAUCAGAGAGAUCAGUGAUUCAUCGUGAUGUGAAGCCUCUCAAUAUGUUGCUAGACGGCACAAGAAGCACUUUGAAACUUUGCGAUUUCGGGUUUGUCAGAAAUGUGCAAACCCUAAUGACAAGUAGACUGGGUACUUGCUUGUAUAUGGCACCCGAGGUUUUCAAUGGUCAGCGAUAUACUGAGAAAUGUGAUGUUUUUAGCAUGGGCAUUACAAUCUGGGAAGUUCUGUCGCGUAAGAUGCCGUACUAUGAACAAGAUGACCUUAAACCUAUUGAACUCUUAAGACAUAUUAAUGAUCACGAGUUACGGCCCUCACUAAAAGAUCUAAUUUUUGAAUGUCCUGAACAAAUACAAACUCUGAUGCAAGAAUGUUGGGAUAAGAACCCCGAGAAGCGUCCCUCUAUGCAGGGUAUUGUGGAAACCUUAAAACAGUUCUAAGCAACUUUCAGGAGUUGACAGUAAUAACUAAAACAUUUAAUCCAUAUGUAUGAGCUAUUCAAAUAUGAAUUUAUGUACCCUAGUGGACUAAGGUAAAGUCUAUGUGGAUCACUUUUUAAAGUCUGUCUAUAAAAACAUUUAUGGUCCACAAAACAAUACAAAUACAAACAAGUAAGACAAGGGACAUACCCUGAACCCUC
Molecule: messenger RNA, 1167 nt
Organism: Drosophila virilis
Lineage: Eukaryota; Metazoa; Arthropoda; Insecta; Diptera; Drosophilidae
Product: mitogen-activated protein kinase kinase kinase 7
Biological process (GO): immune response; JNK cascade; positive regulation of canonical NF-kappaB signal transduction
Molecular function (GO): ATP binding; MAP kinase kinase kinase activity; magnesium ion binding
Source: RefSeq, a predicted model, not a curated record